This is a messenger RNA of Ananas comosus (pineapple), 1622 nucleotides long. Its product is annotated as WD repeat-containing protein 76-like. The coding region runs from base 78 to 1457 and encodes 459 amino acids. Gene Ontology annotation, cellular component: nucleus. NCBI's taxonomy places the organism in Eukaryota, Viridiplantae, Streptophyta, Magnoliopsida, Poales, Bromeliaceae. Gene Ontology annotation, molecular function: DNA binding; protein binding. The transcript has 4 exons. Gene Ontology annotation, biological process: regulation of DNA damage checkpoint. The record is from RefSeq and is a predicted model, not a curated record.
CUCCGUUCCCCUUCUCAUUACCCUCUCUCUCUCUCUCUCUCUCUCUCUCCCUCUCUCUCUCCCCUCACCCCUCUCUAAUGGCGCCCGAAACCCUAACCGAGUACGAGCGCCGCCGCAUGGAGAACAUCCGCCGCAACGGCGAGGUGAUGGCCUCGCUCAAGCUCCGCCGCAUCGCCUCCGAUCUCUCCUCCUCCUCUGCUCAGCAAUCCAUGGCGACGACGAAGAAGAGGCCCUGCCCCUCCCCCACGCCCCGAUCCCCCGUCGUCCUCCGCCGCUCCCUCCGCACCCGCGGCCUCCCCCCUAAUCGAUCCCCAUCCCCCUCCUCCGAUCCCCCUUCUCCCCCUCCCAAUCCCGCCUCCGCCGCCCGGGAGAGGAUCGGCCCCUUCCCCACCGCCGAUACCCUCGUCAGGGGCUCCGGAUCGGCCGAUCGAGGCCUGAUCGACGCGAUUUUGGGAGCUUCAAAGGCGUCGGAAUCGGAUCAUGUGAAGGGAAGGGGUUCCGGGUUCGAUCCGAGGCGUUCGAUGGCUCUGAGGGAGGAGAAGGUGAGGAAGGUUCUCCGGGAGAGGAUCCUGGCCGUGCGAUUCCUGCCUUUUGGGGAUCGGACGGUGAUCGCUGCGGGGAAUAAGCUGGGGCAUCUAGGGUUUUGGGAUGUGGAUUAUAGUGGAGGGGAUGGGGAUGGAGAUGGGGUGUUUGUAUAUUUUCCUCACAGAGCUCCAAUUUCGGGGAUUUCGGUCCAUCUGGAUUCGCCGACAAAGAUUUUCACUAGUUGCUACGAUGGGUUUAUAUGUUUGAUGGAUGCCGAUUCAGAGACGUUCAACAUGAUAUAUUCCUGCGGUUAUUCUAUUUAUUCUUUAUGCCAAGCACCUCAUGAUAAUACCUCCUUAUAUUUUGGAGAGCGAGGCGAGCUCAAACUUUUCGAUUUGAGGGUGGGUAAAGUCUCUGGUUCCUGGGACUUGCAUGAACAGAGGAUAAAUACGAUAGACUUUCAUCCAGAAAAUGUUAAUUUGUUUGCUACAAGUUCGACGGAUGGGACGGCUUGCAUAUGGGACUUGAGAAGAUCAAAAGAGAAUAAGCUGGAAUGCUUGAAGACUGUUCAGCAUAACAGAGCAGUUCAUUCUGCACAUUUUUCACCCAGCGGAAGCUGUCUUGCUACAACGAGGUAUGCGAUCUCCUGCAUCUGCUUCAAGAAAACACUUAUUGAUGUGAUGGUCUCAAUGCAAAAAACGAUACUGAUCUCAAUUUGCAGAGCAAUCUGGGGCUGGGAUGAUUCCUACCUGUAUCUGGGCAACAUGAGGAGGGCCGUCGACGUAAUCUCCGUGGCCGACAGAACCACGACCACUUUAGAGAGUGAGCACGUGACGUCGAUCCCGUGCCGGUUCGCCGCACAUCCGUACAAUGUGGGAUCUCUUGCUUGUGCCACCGCUGGUGGUAAGGUGUUCCUCUGGACAAAAUCCUGAGGAUUUAAAAGUUUUGCAGUAUCCAAAUUGAUGUAUUAGUUUGCCUUGUGUAAACCUUUUGCAGUGUAUUCUGUGGGUCUGUGCUGCAGGAAAGGCUUGCUGCAGUUUUUGGAGAGCUUGUUGAGAACUUGAUAAUAUUUUAUGCUUGCAUCUUAAUUUUCGAUU